This is a messenger RNA of Dioszegia hungarica, 447 nucleotides long. Its product is annotated as bud site selection-related protein. The record is from RefSeq and is a predicted model, not a curated record. The coding region runs from base 1 to 447 and encodes 148 amino acids. The transcript has 5 exons. Gene Ontology annotation, cellular component: nucleus; spliceosomal complex. NCBI's taxonomy places the organism in Eukaryota, Fungi, Basidiomycota, Tremellomycetes, Tremellales, Bulleribasidiaceae. Gene Ontology annotation, biological process: mRNA splicing, via spliceosome.
AUGCCGAAGAUCAGGACAUCCCGGACGAAGCCUCCACCAGAGGGAUACGAGGACAUAGCGGAUGUGCUCGAAGACUAUGAGAAGAAGAUGAGGGAUGCGGAGAAUGAGUCGCAUGAGGGCAAGCGGAAGGCCGAGUCUGUCUGGCCAAUAAUGCGUAUAUCCCACGCAAGAUCACGAUACAUAUACGACCUCUACUACAAGCGGGAAUUGAUAUCGAGGGAGCUGUACGACUGGCUCAUCAAGCAAAAAUACGCAGACGCGGAUCUGAUAGCAAAGUGGAAGAAGCAAGGAUACGAGAAGCUCUGCUGUGUCAGGUGUAUCCAAACGAGGGAUAUGAACUUCCAGGGGUCGACGUGUAUCUGCAGAGUACCCAAGGCGGUGUUGAAGAAGGGGACGGUCGUUGAAUGCCCACAUUGCGGCUGCAGAGGGUGUUCCUCUGGUGAUUAG